AUGGACGAGAGACACAGAGAUGGAGAGAGAGACAAAAUGGAAUUGGCUCUUUCCAUUGUGGUUCCAGGUCUAAAGAAGAUGGACAGGACUUCUGUUCUGGGAGAUGCCAUCAAUUAUGUAAAACAUCUGGAAGAACGAGUAAAGACACUAGAGGAACAACAAGAAAUGAAAACCGAAAACCAUAAACCAGUCAUUUUGAUGAAGAAAUCUCUGCUAUGUACUGUCGAAGAUUCUUUGUCUGAUAAUGACAUGGUUAUGCAGCCACUGCCUGAAAUUGAGGCCAGAGUUUCCAACAAGGAUGUUUUGAUAAGAAUCUAUUUUAAAAAUAAUAAGAAAAAAGAAAUCAUUCCUUUUAAAUCGAAGUCAAUAAUAUUAAGUGAACUGAUCUAA
Humulus lupulus (European hop) is the source of this 390-nucleotide messenger RNA. RefSeq names its product transcription factor bHLH18-like. The coding region runs from base 1 to 390 and encodes 129 amino acids. Lineage: Eukaryota; Viridiplantae; Streptophyta; Magnoliopsida; Rosales; Cannabaceae. The record is from RefSeq and is a predicted model, not a curated record. The transcript has 3 exons. Gene Ontology annotation, molecular function: protein dimerization activity.